AUGGGCAAACGAUCGUCUUUUGUUAAUAAGUUUUAUUCACCAUCAUCAAAUUCAUCGGUGUCAUCUUCUCCUUUCAAGAAAACUUCGACAAACCCCUAUAUUACCAAGUGUAGCAAACUUUUGGUUCUCCAAUCAAAACAUGCUCCUAAUCCUCCUGCUCCACCUCCACCACCUCCUAGACCUUACUCACGGUACUCAAGAUCAAGCGUAUUUAGAGCACCACAUCAAUUAUCCCCGUUAGAAACAAAAAGGUAUAAUAACACAAAAUGUGCACUUUGUCAAGACUUGCUAACAAUGACAUUAUCAGGUGAAGUAAUAGUUCUGUUGGAAUGUGGCCACAUGUGUCAUAAAAAUUGUUUGAAAUUAAUGAGUUCAGAUGGUCGGGACCUGAUUAAUUGUGGUGUAUGUAACUCACAUGCCUUGUAUUUUGACGAUGAUAUUGAUAAUAAUUUUGAUUUACAUAUUUCAAAUAUUCCAAAUAUUGGGCCAAGCUUCACAACCCCUGAACAAUUAUCACUGGAUUACCAACCAGUAGUUAAACCUACAUCAGUAUCAACAAAAGCACCAUUUACUCCAGUGGAUCAAAUCGGUGCAUCAUUUGUAAUCAAUAAUCAACUAGAAACGCCACCAUCGUUACACAACAACCCAACCUAUGAUAUCUACAAACCACGUAUAAAUUGCAUUAGUGAAACUAAUGAACCAAAUUUUGGUCUACUGAAUGAGGUUUCAUUUGUGCUUAAUAUUAAAUCACCACAAAUUUUUAAUGAUUCUCAAAAUAUUAAACUUGAAGAGCUCCAAUUGAAACAUCAAGUACAAGAAUUUAUCAAGACAACUUUUGAAAUUGAUAACGAAGUGGGAGAAUUGAUUAUGUUUGAUAAAUUGGAAAUUAGUGUUAAUGGAGAAACAUGGGAUAGAAUCACUGCAUAUUUAUUUGAAGACUACUUGUUGUUAUAUAAUACGGACAUUUUGGUAGGAAUGCUAUCCAUAACUUCAGAUAUAAGUAGCAUGGAUUUUAUCAACUCAAAAUGUCUCAUACUAAACAUUGCGAAGGAAUCACUCCCAGAAUUGCAAAUUAGAAGCUCACAUGAAAUCAUAGUAACCAAAUGGGAAUCAUUCAUAUCGAAAUUAAUGAAAAGAGAAUUAGUUCAAUCAAAUAUUUACCAGUUCACAAACACAUGCUGGAUCGAUUUGGUGGAUUAUUUUGACAUCCCAGAAUAUUUGGUUGGUUUGAAUGGACAAAUAGUGAAUGGAGAAAAUAUUCAGAAUGCUUCGUUGUGCAAAAUACUACCUCCACCAGAAUCAUUACCAUUUAAUUUAGUGGUGGCUAUAUCAUUAGUGAACCAAUCAAAGCUAUCCAAUAAUGAAUACAAACGAGUAAUACAGAAUAUAUUGAGGAAAAUCUUGAAAUCGUUACGACUGUGUGAUAAACUAGGUGUAGUAUUUGUUGGUGUAGAUGGUUUGAGAAAACCAAGUCCAAAUGGUAUCUACGCUGGUUGUAUUGGGCCAGAAUGGUCUGGUUGGGAACAAAUUAUUAAUGAUAUAAUCAUUGUUCCAAAUUCAUUUUCAAGUCAUUCUCAAGAGAUUAAUGUUGCCAUUGGCAAAGGCAACGAAUUAUAUCCAUUUGUGCCAACUACUGAAAAAUCAAUCAACAAGUUUCUAAUAUUAAGUUCCAAUUCAUAUUAUAAUAAGGUAACUGCAAUUCCGUUUCACUUGUCAAGACUGAUUGAAGCUUUGAGUGAAAAACUAUCAAUUACUAUUAUUAGAAUAGGUGAAGAUUACAACGGAAUUGAACAGUUUAAAAGUAUUACACAAAACUUUGAUACUCCCUUAUUAAGAUUUGAAGAUUAUCACAGUUUUUCAAAUUCAUUGCAAUAUUUUAUACAAGAAAUGUUACAGAAAAUUUGCAUACCUAAGUUAACAAUUACACUACAAAUGAAUAAAGGUGUCAAAAUAUCAAGUCUCGAAGGUCAUCAUGAAGUGUCAGAAAAACAAACACUAACACUCAAUGUAUUGGAUAUGCUACCUGAAUUUGAAAGAAAUAUAAUUUUUAAAGUGAAAGUCGAGGAAGAUUUCUUUGAUAACUUUGGAAAUUCAAAUGCACCAUUAGUAGAAUACACUGGCGUUUGGUUUAAAAACAAUCAAUUACCUAAAAAAGUAGCUCAUUCUAAAAUCAAGUUACUCAAAAGUAACCAACCACCAUUGACGCCAAUGGAUAUUAUCGAUGAUGAAACCACAAACAGUUUCUCAUCAAACAAUGAUAUGAUUAUCGAUAUUCCUUUGUUGCCUCCAUUAUCACCAUCAAGAGAGUCAUCAUUUGCUAAGAGACAAACAGAAUUGACAAUUAUUGAUCACUUGGAACGUGCAAUAGAAACGGGACACUCAAUAGAAGCACAAAGAAUUAUUAAUGCUUGCAUAACUUUAGCCUAUGGUAUUGUCAGGGGUUCCUUACUUACUGAUUUUAGUGACGAUAACAAUGGUAUCAAUUUGACACACUCAGAAACCAGCGGAUUUCAUAUGUUGGACUGGACCCUUGCGGCAAGAAAUCAAAAUAAUGUCAAUGACACGUACAUUCUACAAUUAGUCGACAGAAUGAAAUUAAUUAUCCUGAAUUUUACUAACAACCAUAUGAGUGGGAAAUCUUAUUGUUUAGAUAUGAUAAAUAGUUUAAGCUAA
Candida tropicalis MYA-3404 is the source of this 2673-nucleotide messenger RNA. RefSeq names its product cyclin-dependent protein serine/threonine kinase inhibiting protein (gene FAR1). The record is from RefSeq and is a predicted model, not a curated record. The coding region runs from base 1 to 2673 and encodes 890 amino acids. The transcript has a single exon. NCBI's taxonomy places the organism in Eukaryota, Fungi, Ascomycota, Pichiomycetes, Serinales, Debaryomycetaceae.